AUGUCCGGUGUGUGGAUAUUCGACAAGAAUGGCGUGGCUCGCUUGAUAAGCAACCCUACAAGAGAGUCUUUCGAGCAAAAAGAGCCACCUUCUCCUGGCACAGCUACGGCACCAGGGGCUCGACCGAGAGUCCUUGUCUAUCUUCCAACCAACCAAGUCAUUCGCUCAUACACUGAGCUCGAACAAAGACUCACCGAACUUGGUUGGACUCGUUACCCUAACUCCAGUCAGCCAAACCUCAUCCAAUUCCACAAGUCUGAUCACUCUGCCGAUCUCAUCUCUCUCCCUAAAAAUUUCUCCAACUUCAAGUCUAUUCACAUGUAUGAUAUUGUCGUUAAGAAUCGCUCUUUCUUUGAAGUUCGUGACCCUUCAGCAAAGGACUAG
This is a messenger RNA of Hevea brasiliensis (rubber tree), 384 nucleotides long. RefSeq names its product flowering-promoting factor 1-like protein 1. The transcript has a single exon. Gene Ontology annotation, biological process: regulation of flower development. Lineage: Eukaryota; Viridiplantae; Streptophyta; Magnoliopsida; Malpighiales; Euphorbiaceae. The record is from RefSeq and is a predicted model, not a curated record. The coding region runs from base 1 to 384 and encodes 127 amino acids.